This is a messenger RNA of Carlito syrichta (Philippine tarsier), 921 nucleotides long. RefSeq names its product interleukin 15 receptor subunit alpha (gene IL15RA). Lineage: Eukaryota; Metazoa; Chordata; Mammalia; Primates; Tarsiidae. The record is from RefSeq and is a predicted model, not a curated record. Gene Ontology annotation, cellular component: plasma membrane. The transcript is spliced from 7 exons. Bases 1 to 921 code for a protein of 306 amino acids. Gene Ontology annotation, molecular function: interleukin-15 receptor activity. Gene Ontology annotation, biological process: interleukin-15-mediated signaling pathway.
AUGUCCUCCAUGACUCCCAUCUCUGGCUUUGCUGGCCGCUGGCCCCUGAGACGAGGCUGGGUGACCCUCCUGACCACCUUCCACGGAACAUCAGCUCAGCGGAGGUCUUCUCCUCUCUUCCCUCUUCCUCCUCCGCCCUCUGCAGGCAUCACGUGUCCUACCCCCACGUCCGUGGAGCAUGCAAACAUCUGGGUCAGGAGCUACAACGUGAACUCCAGGGAGCGGUACGUCUGUAACUCUGGCUUCAAGCGGAGAGCCGGCACGUCCAGCCUGACUGAGUGUGUGUGGAACGAGACCACAAAGGCCGCACACUGGACAACUCCCAACCUCAAGUGCAUCCGAGACCCCUCCCUGCCUCACCAAAGGCCGGUGCCACGCUCCACGGCAGCGACCACGGGGGUGACCCCGUGGCCAGAGAGCCCCUCCCCCUCUGGAAAAGAGGCCACGGCUUUAUCCCCCAAAUCCGACUCCACAGUGGCCACAGCUACUGUCCUGGGCUCCCGGCCGAGACCAUCGAAGACGCCUUCCAUGGGCACCGUGGGCAUGGGCAGUCCCGAGUCCUCCCACGCCCCCUCUCACACGACAGCCAAGCCCUGGGAACGCACGUCCUCCACCUCCCCUGAGUCACCAGGUGUGUCUUCACGCAGCCUCAGAGAUGUCACUGACUCGGGUGACAGUCGUAAGUGCCCCACACUCCGGGCCAAUCCUUUCGAUGUAGUAAAAACGGUCCGGAGCUUGCCCCUCCUCCUACAGCCCCUUUCUCCACACGCUUCUUCCUUCUCCUUGCCGCUCUUCUGCUGCCAUAAAAAGUUGCAAGUAGCCAGGCAAGCCUCCCGGCAGCGUGGUGUUGAAGUGGAACCCACGGAGACCGUGCCGAUGGCCGGGGGGACUGGCAGCGGAGAGGAGGACACGGCGCUCUGA